CUGUUUUUUGUUUUCGUCGUAUCCUAUCUUGAUCGCGAUCUCCGUUUUAGGGUUGGUGGUGAUUAUCGAUGGACGCCUUAGACUCUGUGGUCGAUCCCUUGAGGGAGUUCUCCAAGGACAGCAUCCGUCUCGUGAAGCGAUGCCACAAGCCCGAUCGCAAGGAGUUCACUAAAGUUGCUGUCCGGACUGCGAUUGGCUUCGUGGUGAUGGGGUUCGUCGGGUUCUUCGUCAAGCUGAUCUUUAUCCCGAUCAACAACAUCAUCGUCGGUUCUGGUUAGGUCCUGAUAAUUCUGCUUACCUUAGAGGUAAAACAGACAUGAAACAUAAUUUUAAGAGUCAGCUCCAGUUGUGGAAAAUCGCCAAAAAUCUUCUUUCGCAUCGUCAUCGUAGGAAACCUCUCGGUUUGUUUUCAGAAUUUCAAAUCGUUCAACUUUCGUUUUGUUACACUGUUAUUUAACUUUGCUUUACUUGUUUUGCUGAAUUAGUUUAUCAUGACUUGUAUCAUUAAAUUUGAAUUUAAAUAUAUAUAAAUCUAAGUAGGAAGAUAUGGGAACUU
Zingiber officinale is the source of this 556-nucleotide messenger RNA. RefSeq names its product protein transport protein Sec61 subunit gamma-like. The record is from RefSeq and is a predicted model, not a curated record. NCBI's taxonomy places the organism in Eukaryota, Viridiplantae, Streptophyta, Magnoliopsida, Zingiberales, Zingiberaceae. The coding region runs from base 69 to 278 and encodes 69 amino acids. Gene Ontology annotation, biological process: post-translational protein targeting to membrane, translocation; protein targeting. Gene Ontology annotation, cellular component: Ssh1 translocon complex; membrane. Gene Ontology annotation, molecular function: transmembrane protein transporter activity. The transcript is spliced from 3 exons.